Dendronephthya gigantea is the source of this 689-nucleotide messenger RNA. RefSeq lists its product as uncharacterized. Gene Ontology annotation, cellular component: mitochondrion. The coding region runs from base 14 to 331 and encodes 105 amino acids. The record is from RefSeq and is a predicted model, not a curated record. NCBI's taxonomy places the organism in Eukaryota, Metazoa, Cnidaria, Anthozoa, Malacalcyonacea, Nephtheidae. The transcript is spliced from 3 exons.
UUUCCAAAACAACAUGGCCGCCAUCAUAGGUGUUGGAAGAAUUGGCUUGAAAACAAGGAUUUUUACUUCUCAGUUUUUCAAAAGUGUUCGAGUCGUGCAAGGAAGAUAUAUAGCAGAUAAGAGCUCUGAAUCUGGGCAAAAAGUUUCCAACAAAACAGCUAAACAAGAAUCACCUCAAACCCAAGCCUCCUACCAAGUGCCAGAGUACUACUCGCACAGCAAGGACACUUAUGCUGACCUGGAGAUAGAGAUGGCCGACUAUCGACAAUCACAGCCGGACCCUCGUGUCCCAUAUUUCCACAACUACCCCUGGGAAAAAAAAUCUUCAUAAUGAUAAACAUUUUUGUAGAAUGUUGAAAUAUAGAUGCCUUUUUUGAAAAUUGCAGUUCUGUGAAUGAGAACAUUUAUGAAAAUCUUGUUGCUGAUAUUAAUUGCAUUGUUUUUGUGCAACUGUGUUUUGACUUAGGUCUAGUUAACUGUUUGGAAUGUCAUGCCUAUAAUCAUAAACUAAACUUAAUUCUAAUAAGAGACCUAGGUAUUGCAAAAUAUGAAGUUUAGCUCGUGAUAAACAUGGUUUUUGGCUUCUAAACCAUCCUUUGUGAUUGAGCUUAUCAAUGAAAUAUUUAACUCUUGAAGAUGUAACUGAGAAAUAAAUAAAUGUAAGAGGUGGCCUGGCCUGCAAGAUUGAA